AUGAACUCGCUGUGGUCAAGAGCUGCCGAUGAUGGUGCUGAUGCACCGAAAGCUUCAGAAGAUGUGGCCGACACAGGAGUUACUGAUGUAGGCCCUGGGAAUGCAAACGCAGCACCCAUUCGGCAAUCAAUGCCCGCGCGACCUCCGCUGCCGCGAAAUCAAAUUCAGCCUAAUCCGCCUACACAACCUUCUCCAUCGAUGAACAAUCAACCCCCUGAUUCGCUCUCAUUGGCGCAGCUGAGGCGUAUAGUGUCUGAAUUUCCUCGAAAUGAAGCUGUCGCCUACGAUUUCGAAUACACUGAUACGGGUCCACAUGAAGAGGAGAUCGACGAGUGGUUCGUCUACCAAUUCUGGCAAUGGAUUAGACUGAAUGCUGCUCAGAGAGCAUUCGAGUGGCAGUGGGAACACGAUAUCGCAGCAAGACAGGAUGAAAUAACCUGGGAUGAAGCAGAUGACGAGGUUAGAACAAAUUUCAUCCAGCAGGCUCUGGAUGGCGUCAAAGCUAGUGAUGCUGGUACCCGUGCUGCUGCGAUAGGGAGACUUACUUAUCUCGUUCUGGGUCGAUGGGCCGAUACUGCUGGGGCCCCUCCAGGGGAUAGGACAAAAAUCCGAAGCGUCGCAGCGCCUGCUCAACUUGCCGCGAUGAAGUCUGCUGUUAAGCUACUCGCGGAGUGGGAUGGGAUUCCCAUCGUAUGGACAGCUUUACGCAAUGCUUACGAGUUAUUAUGGGUGGACGAAUCUCUAAGGCCUCAAGGCAAUAGUCUAGCAGAGGCCCAAGAUGAACUGACGAACCUAAUGACCAUUAUGUACAUGUGUAUACAAGAAACGCUCGUUGACCUAGACGGCAUGAAUCUGGUGCGACGCAAGCUUCUGGAUUUGGAGCCUCAUUUGACGACAUUCAUGCUCUCAGCCUCGGCAAAACUUCGAUGGCAAGAAGUAAACGUUGUACCAGCUCCUCAGACGCUUUUGCUCCUAUGGAAAUCAAUCCUUCUUGAGUUUGGUGGGACUAAGGAGAUUGACGAAACCAAAAAGGCUCUUAGGGAGACGGCCGUAGACGACAAGGAGAAGGACCUAAUCACAGCUACACCUCUUGACUAUCAUGUAUUUCGACAAGAGAUCACUUCGAAAUACCCAGCCUAUGUACCCCCUCAACCAAUAAUACCCCUUGAAGCAGACAAUACUUCACUCUUACCUCCUCUACCUAACCAUCCUACUAGAAAUAACGGGUCAAAUGGUAUACUUCCCGCUGCUCCGGGUACGCAAAGUGGAGGCGCGUCGAUCCUACACCAGCCCGUCCACAUUGCCACCCCUGCUCCGUCUCCUCCGCCUUCUCCGGCAGUUGGCGGGAAAGGAGGCAAGAAGCAGAACUAUCAAACGAACCAAAACUUCCCGUUCAUGUACCCCCCGCUAGAUGCUACUAGCAACAGUGCAGGUGGUAAGGGUGGGGCUGGUCUACAGGAUAUCCUCGUUGGCCGCAAAUGGGAAGGCAGCGAUGUGCCUGCAUCCAUCCUCGAGGCCGGCGAACUGUUCUCGAAGAGAGUACGAAUGACGCGGGCUACAAGACAGCUAUGGGAAGAGCGAGAAAAGUUUCAAAGGUUCGAGAGAGGAUGGGAUCCAUCAGACGAUGACAUUGAAGAUCUAGACCUAGACGCCUUGGAAAUUGGCGAAGAUGUUGACGAUGACAAAAUCCUCGAAGCUAUUCAGGCGAGAGAGAGAAAGGCUCGAGGAGCGGAUAUCGACUACGGUCCGAACCCGUACCUCGACCCAGAAGUCAAGCGACGACUAGAAGCUAUCGAAGCAUUUUAUGCUGCCGCAUUACCGCAACUGCAGUCUCUAGUGAUAGUCCUCAUGAAGGGCGUAUUAUUCAAUGUUACUGCAUGUAUUGCCCUGCCAGCUAAUAGCCAGCAGCAAUCGGGAAUGCAAGUGAACUCCCAGCCCCGUGUCAACGGCGGCCCCGCGACAAAUCGAUCGCAAGAUAGUUCCAUGGGUAUCAGUAGCUUGGCAAACCAGGAUGGUACUGAGCCGUCUCUGGACGACUUAGAUGCUACAAGAUCCAGAGAAAUCGAAUCGAAAGCUGCCACGGGUAUCAUUCUCCUACUCAUGAAAUGGCUCAAGAUCUCGCAUGUCCUGAAGUUCGAGUACAUGUCACAGUUACUAUUGGAUUCUAACUAUCUUCCUCUGGUACUGAAGUUAUUCGCGCACCAAGACAUUCAACAGGUGGUCGAUAGCAAGACAGAUCGUCUCGAGCAUAGUUUCUUCCAAUUCUGUAACGAUCGUGCCCAUCCCCCGGAUAAAGUGCCGCAAGAGCCGACUGAGAUUGAUGGGCCCGAGGAAGAAAGCGAGGACGAUGCAGCCCCACCACCUAUCAAACGACGGCGAUCACCGCCCGAACAAGUGGCUGCAGCGACUGAAAUCGGCGAUGCUGCAAACAAAACAGAUGGACAGGUACCCGCUCGUCCUGAAGUAGACGAAUUGGGCUACCCAGUAAACCCUCUGCCGAAGGAACCUAUUACCGAUUUCUCGCGCCGUAAUUUCUUUGCCCUCAUCAACUAUCUGCGAAUCAUGCAGAAGAUCUGCAAGAAUAAGGCACAUCGCAAUUUAUUACUCGUCCAGUAUAAGUCGUCUAAUAUUAUACGCAAGUCACUUAAGGUACCACAGAACGAGCUGCGGCUCUAUACGCUCAAGCUAUUCAAGAAUCAAGUACCCUACUGCGGCCGCAAGUGGCGGCAGAGUAACAUGCGCGUUAUCACGGCCAUUUACUUGCAUUGCCGACCAGAGCUCCGAGAUGAGUGGCUGGCGGGUAGCGACGUGGAUGCGGAAGUGGAGGAGGCGCUACCACUCGAGCAAGCGCUCCGAAGCCUGACUCACUGGUUCAAUGUCCGGAGGUACCCGGACCAGAUGGCAGCGGACAUUAGGGAGGCGCUACGGAACGAGCAAGAUUUCUUCAAGCGAGAGCUCGAGAAAUUAGACGUAUGGGCCGAUGUCGGCCAGGUAGAAACCAUGAAUGCCGAAUGGGAUCACCUCGGACACGGCCCCGCAUACGGCUGA
Molecule: messenger RNA, 3048 nt
Organism: Annulohypoxylon truncatum
Lineage: Eukaryota; Fungi; Ascomycota; Sordariomycetes; Xylariales; Hypoxylaceae
Product: N1221-domain-containing protein
Exons: 7
Coding region: 1-3048 (1015 amino acids)
Biological process (GO): cytoskeleton organization
Cellular component (GO): cytosol
Source: RefSeq, a predicted model, not a curated record